AUGAUUCGGAAUAGUUCAAAAACGGAUCCGCUUAUUCAAAAAGCUAUGGCGUGUGCAGAGCGAGGAGUCUGGCCGAAGGAUCUCGAAAAGGAGCCCGCGUUCCAGCAAUUUUCGAGACGCCGGCAACAACUGUCGAUUGUCGAGGACUGUCUGAUGAUGGCUCAUCGCGUCGUCGUUCCGCAACGUCUUCGCCAACGCGUUCUCGUUUCGCUUCACAAAGCACACCCGGAAAUCGUCCGUAUGAAGGCACUCGCUCGCAGUCUCGUCUUCUGGCCCGGAAUCGACAAGGAUAUCGAGCAGGUUGUGCGGAGCUGCGACAACUGCGCCGCCGCUGCCAAGAAUCCGAUAAAGAACGUGCUCUACUCGUGGCCAAAACCAGCUGCUCCGUGGACAUGCGUGCACGCCGAUUUCGCCGGACCCGUCGACGGAGUCUACUACUUGGUGGUAGUAGACGCAUAUUCAAAAUGGCCUGAAGUGAUGGCGACCAAAUCGAUCACAUCGACCGCCACCAUCAAGCUCAUCGAGAAGAUUUUUGGGCAAUUCGGGAAUCCGGAGACGCUGGUGACGGACAAUGGAACACAAUUCGCCGCGCAAUUGUUCCAGUCAUUCUGCGAGGAGAGAGGGAUCAACCACGUCUUCGCACCGCCCUAUCAUCCGCAAUCAAAUGGCCAACCUGAACGGUUUGUCGAUACUUUUAAGCGCUCACUGAAGAAGCUGAAAGCCGAGUCGAAGGGAGAGGACGCGCUCAACGUCUUCUUACAACUUUAUCGUUCGACUCCGUGUGCGGCGGCGCCGCAGAAAAAGUCGCCCGCCGAAAUCUUCCUCGGACGGCCGAAACGAUUGGAAGGAGGAUCGAAAGGAUGCCGCGGUUCCGAAGGAUGCCGAGGAUUCGAAGGAUUCUGA
Messenger RNA from Caenorhabditis sp. 36 PRJEB53466, 903 nucleotides. The record is from the annotation of a GenBank genome assembly. Lineage: Eukaryota; Metazoa; Nematoda; Chromadorea; Rhabditida; Rhabditidae.